GGGCUAUCGCUGCGAGGAGCCUGACUCACCUACGUAUUCUACUUUUCCUGUACAGAGUAAGCUCUUCGAAGGGAGUUUCCAGGCGAGACCGCGCAUUUAAGGGGUGGAGCACAGAUUGGGGGCACAGACUGGGGAUGCACCCGUGGGAUACGUGUAGAUGCAACCAUGUCCAACAACACCGUCCGUGCUGCCGUCGAGGAGGACGGCGAGGAGGUUCUACGUCUGUUACGGGAACUGGCGAGCCUUUCCAACAGUCAAUUUAGAAUGGACAUAGAUAGAUUCAGAAGAGAUGGCUUUGGAGAAGACAGAAAGUUCCAUUGUUUAGUCGUUGAUUCCCCGACGCAGACACGUCCAAAAGAGUUGAUCGCAGUCCUGGUGUAUAUCUGGUUUUACAGUACAUGGAUUGGACAAGUAUUAUAUAUAGAGGAUAUAUAUGUAGCUGACGGGUUCAGGAGGCAAGGAAUCGGGUCUGCACUUUUCUUGGAAGCAAUAAAGAUUGCAGAGGCCAAACACUGCCCCCGACUUCAGUGGAUGGGGAGAACUUGGAACCCUCCUGCACUACAGUUUUAUAAGAAAAUACAUGCACAGGAUAUGUAUGAAGAGAGAGGCUUCAAAGUGUUCCGGUUGACAAAGGGCGCGAUUAGAACUGCUGCUGAAAUUUUGGAGUCUUCAAAACAAUAACAAUAUGGCGUUUGUGUUUUUACACAGACAUGCAACAGGUUGUUUUGUUCUUGUUUGGGUUUUCGUAGCUGAGAUACCUUAAUGGGCUGGAGAGAUAUGGUAUUUAGACGGGUCUCCACAUCUUCCUAUAGGUUAUAUUACUGACUUGCUGGUCGAAGCGCCAUUGAACCCAACUCAGUCUUCAAAACAAUGACAAUAUGGCGGCGUUUGUGCUUUUAAACUAACAUCCUUAAGUUGUUUGUUCCUGUUAGUGUUUUUGUAGCUGAGAUACCAUAAUGGGGUUGAGAGAUAUGGUAUUUAGACGGGUUUCAUCGUGUUCAUAGGUGUUUUGCUUCACGAGUGGCCAAGUGGUCUAAACUGAUGGGAAAUCGCUAUUCAGAGUUGUUUUCCUUAGAUGUACCAGGAUACGCUGUCCAUGGCUCGAAUCCUAAAUUAGUUUUGAUUAUGAUUCUUGGUUUCUCUACCACUUCCCGGGAUCAUGGGUCUCGUCAAAGUUGUGCUCCCACUUGACACGACGUCAUAUUACUGACUUGCUGGUCGAAGCGGCAUUGAACCCAACUAUGUCCUGUGUUGUAUAUCAUCAGACUACUUGCCUCUUUGUCCUCACCACAUGAUGACGAAUUUGAACUCAGGUUAUCACCUCCAGAUGUGUCUACCCCACAGAACACCACACCAAAGACAGCAGUAAAUCGUUUAUAUACGCAUGGUGCUCAUGUAAUAAAGCAGGGACAUGUGUUAUCAAGCCCCGUCAUGCACCCAUACUGAGUGAGUGAGUGAGUCUGGUUUAACGCCGCUUUUAGCAAUAUUCCAGCAAUAUCACGGCGGAGGACACCAGAAAUGGGCCUCACACAUUGUACCCAUGUCGGGAAUCGAACCCAGGCCUUCGGCGUGACGAGCGAACGCUUUAACCACUAGGCUACCCGACCGCCCGCACCCAUACUGAGACCGGUAGUGGGUUCAUUCUGUUGAUACAAAACCCUGUCAGCUGCAUUGUUGAAGUGUAUUCUGAUGGUAGACACCUACCUGUUAAUGGGUUGUGUCAAAUAGUGAUCUUACAUUUGUUACACGUGACAGUUUUUAGUCCGAGAGAACAUAUUCAUAGACAAUGAGAUAAAUAAUGUAUUAGA
Messenger RNA from Haliotis rufescens (red abalone), 1808 nucleotides. Its product is annotated as thialysine N-epsilon-acetyltransferase-like. The record is from RefSeq and is a predicted model, not a curated record. Bases 166 to 681 code for a protein of 171 amino acids. The transcript is spliced from 5 exons. Gene Ontology annotation, molecular function: N-acetyltransferase activity. NCBI's taxonomy places the organism in Eukaryota, Metazoa, Mollusca, Gastropoda, Lepetellida, Haliotidae.